AUUACACCACUUGUUAAAUGAAAAGUCACUGACAUUAGAAAUGGGUUCUGUGCAGAAAAAGCUUCCUGCUUUCUACGCAGUUGCCUAAUUGCAUAGAUCUGUGGUCUUCAAAUCCCGCAUUGUUUGGCCUAGAAACCCUUUCUGCGAACUGGGUUUGCCAAAUUUGCCUGGAAAAUUACUACCCAUUAACAAAAGCUUAGACCUUUGGCCAGCAGUUUGUUGUUCAAGUAAGCUGUAAAGCUAUUUCUUCUCCGGUAGGAAAGGAACCAACAAGUCAGUCUGUGCUGUGUAGAAGAAGCUUGCUAUAUCUCAAAUCUCUUCACAAGUUCUCAUCUUUUUUCUGAGGCCCAGUUCAAGUUUUGUUAGAAAAAACCAGAAACAGAAGCUGAGAUGUAUGAGUUGUUGAUCCCUGUUGUGAUUGCUGAGGCUGUUGUGGCAUCUCUUAUGUUGCUCAAGAUUGGGCCUUUGAGAGAGCUUGUGUUGAAGAUUCUGGAUCAGCUCAAAGUGGGCAGAGGCCCAGUCACUCUGAUUGGCAUUGCUGGCACCAUGGGUGUGAUUCUCCUAUCAAGAUUCAUUAGCAUUGUCAAGAUGCAGAACAAAGGUGAAAAGCUUGGGACUAUGUCACCCAUGGAUCAGGUUCUGUACAGAACCCACAUCCUUGAAGCGUCAUUAAUGUCUUUUGCUGUAUUUCUUGGAUUCAUUAUUGAUCGAACACACGAUUAUCUUACAAAGCUUGAUGGAUUGACGAGUACAAAAGAAGAAGUUGACAGGCUACAGAAAGAAAAGGCGCUGCUUACAGAAAAGGAAGAGAAAUCUUCCAAGGAAAUCAAGCAGCUGCAAGAAAAAAUUGCAACUCUAUCGGAGGAUUUGAAGAAGCUGAAGUUGGAGUGUGCGCAGAAAGAUAAAGCUGUUGAAACUGCUGAAUUCCAUGUCACUUCCCUCCAGAAACAAGCUGCAGAUCUACUUCUUGAGUAUGACCAUUUGUUAGAAGACAACCAAAAACUUCAAGCUCAGUUUGCAGGACAGAGGAGAUGAGGAAAUUUUGAAACCUAGCGACAGUUCUAAUUUUGAGAACUAUUUUGCCUUCCGGCGGUGUUUGUCAAACAUCUCCUGCCAGAAAUGGUCAUUAUUCGGCUGGAAAUGGGGGAUGUUGUUGAAAAAUUUGUGAUGCUCAAGAAGUGGAAUUUGCAGUUUGACCAUCUUUGCUUUGUUCUAUGGUUUCCAGUUUUAGUUGAAUAUAUCUUUCUAAUGCA
Messenger RNA from Rosa rugosa (rugosa rose), 1253 nucleotides. RefSeq lists its product as uncharacterized. Lineage: Eukaryota; Viridiplantae; Streptophyta; Magnoliopsida; Rosales; Rosaceae. The coding region runs from base 391 to 1035 and encodes 214 amino acids. Gene Ontology annotation, biological process: endoplasmic reticulum to Golgi vesicle-mediated transport; intracellular protein transport. The transcript is spliced from 2 exons. The record is from RefSeq and is a predicted model, not a curated record. Gene Ontology annotation, cellular component: endoplasmic reticulum; endoplasmic reticulum membrane.